GAUUUAAAGGAAGAAAUCGACAUUCGGCUGUCGAGGGUGCAGGACAUCAGGUACGAGCCCCGGCUGCUGGCUGAGGACGACAGCAGGCUCCUGCAGCUGGAGGCACAAGGCUGCUACAACUACCUGUACAGGAUGAAGGCGCUGGAUGCGAUCAGAACAUCCGAAAUCCCGUUCCAUGCAGAGGGCCGGUACCCAAAGUCUUUAAUAGGGAAGAACUUCUGUGCCUACCUGCUGGAACUGCGCAAUUCCAGCGCUUCCUUCAAGGGCAUCCGCAAAGCCUUGAUCGACACGCUGCUGGAUGGGUACGAGAGCGCCCGCUACGGCACUGGGGUCUUUGGGAAACCGGAAUAUCUGCGGUACCAGGAGGCUUGCGCUGAACGAGCUGGCGAACAU
Molecule: messenger RNA, 393 nt
Organism: Eurypyga helias (sunbittern)
Lineage: Eukaryota; Metazoa; Chordata; Aves; Eurypygiformes; Eurypygidae
Gene: LTAP1
Product: chromosome unknown open reading frame, human C1orf43
Exons: 4
Biological process (GO): phagocytosis
Source: RefSeq, a predicted model, not a curated record